GUCAAAUAAUGUGUCAAUCACCUGUGAAUCAAACUGUGUGUGGCUCAGUUCAUGUCACAGUGUUGUUUAGUAUAUCUUCACUUGUCUCACUCUCCUUCUGUUCUGUCCAUCAGGACGAUCCUCAGCGCUUACACAGAUCCUCCAUCGAUGUUUUGGAUCCAAUCAGUGAUCAGUUCUACGAGGAGGCCUGGAUGUUCACCAGCGCUCGCUACACCUCCAUCUACCAGAAGGUUUUCCACUGUCGGCCAUCCAGCGAUGCUGGAGGGCUACCUGGCCAAUGCUGGCCUACACAAAGAGGUCCCGGCUCGGAGGAGCUGAAGAAGAUCCUUGCCUUCCUCAUCAGUUUCCUCUUCAGUUCCUAUCCCAACAAAACCUUCUUGCACCUAUUAGCUCCAAAGAGGCUAUGGUGCCCGUGGAGGUCUGGACCUGAGGCCUGUGCUCAUCACGUGGAUAGAAAACACUCUGACACCAUUCUGGAGAUGUUGACUGUGACCUCAGAGGCCAACUGGACCACACAGCUGCAACAGGAGUGAGGGAGAGGAGUCUUCAUCCAGCUUCAAAGAAAACAUCCAGUUAGAAACCCUGCAGCAACCCGACCCAAAACUGU
Maylandia zebra (zebra mbuna) is the source of this 607-nucleotide messenger RNA. The record is from RefSeq and is a predicted model, not a curated record. Lineage: Eukaryota; Metazoa; Chordata; Actinopteri; Cichliformes; Cichlidae.